AAUGACUGGAAUAUUCACUGGACCGAUAACCCAUCAAAGCCACUUGACCGCUGGAGCAUGAUUCCAAGCGAUAAACAACCUUUGGAGCGUGUGAUUGUUCCUGAAAUGGAACCUGAACCUCCGAGCGAUAUACGUGUUGGUACGGAUAUCAAUGGCGAAACAGUUUUGGACUUCAAGCCAGCGCAUGCCACACAACCGAUCAAAAAAUAUAUAAUCAAAUAUUGGCCGGACGGCAAUCCCGAAGCGGUAAUGUUCAUGGAGACGCCAUUCAAUGUGACGGACCAGAUUGUGUUUGCAAAAUUCGAUGAUGGAGAUAACCUUCCAAGUGAAGAAACGAAAGUCCGUACACCUUCCGGAGAUAUUGAGUGCGACUGCGCGCAUGCCUGCAUGUUCGAAGAAAACGAGGAAGGUGCAAUAACUGCAUCAUGCUACUGUCAUAAUGGCUUCAAACUGUCAGACGAUCAGAGAUCGUGCGAGCAAGUGGACGAGGAUGAGGGAAGUAGCAUCGUUACGCCACCUACGCUUCUCCCCGAACUCGAACAUCCGAAAGAACUGUCUACCAAACCAACUAUUUUUGAAGACCGGAUACCGAUACCGGAAGACGAAUUGAAGCGGCGACCUGUACCAACCGAUGAAUAUGGAAGGGCGAUAUGGCCAGAUGGUCAGCUUGUUGCUACGGAUAGCAGCGGAAGACCGGUUGGCCUUGAUUCAUCACCGCUUCCGACCGAUUUAGAAGGACGUGUCAUGUAUAUUGUAACUGAGAAACCAUCGCAAUUUUAUGCAACUGACGAAUUGGGACGAGUUUUGCCAGCGGUUUUUGGUCCGGAUGGUAUACCGCUGCCUACGAAUGAAUACGGCCAGUCAGUGAAUAAUCUUGGUCGCCCGGUUGACCGGGACGAUCAUGGGCGGCCGUUAGGCCCUGAUGGAUUGCUUUUACCAAAAAACCAUAGAGGCGAGUACGUUUAUCCGAUACUUGGGGAAGACGGGUGGCCGUUACCCACGGAUGCUAACUGGCGGCCCAUCUAUCCGGUUGUGGGACCGGAUUAUCAACCUUUAAAGACCAACGAAGAGGGAUUGAGCAUCGAUAAACAUGGUCGCGUGAUACCAACUGAUAUUUCUGGACGACCAGUGAGUGUUGACGGAUCACCAUACCCCACGGACGAACACGGCCGGUUUGUUGUCUUUAGCUCGGAAGAGGAAGAUGGUGUGUAUCCACAUGCGCUGCCCACCGAUGAGCUUGGACGAACAAUCUAUCCAGUAGUUUAUCCGGAUGGCUCACCAUUACCGACUACAGAUGGUGGACGGUAUACGGACGAACAUGGUCAGCUGAUCCCAACCAAUGAUGCCGGCCUGCCUUUGGAUGAAAGAGGUAAACUUUUAUCGAUAGAUGCCGAUGGGAAAUUUGUCUUUGUUGGCGAUUAUGUAUUACCAACCGACUCCAGUGGUAAACCGGUGAAGGUCCAGUAUAAAGGAAAACCUCUGAAAAGCGAUAAAAUCGGACAUAUUAUUGGACCGGAUGGGCAAGUGAUUCCAGUUAAUGAUUACGGGCAGCCGGUUGAUGAAAGCAACAGCGUAUUUCCCACUAGGUCGGAUGGUGUCUUCAUACUGCCGGUAACCAAAGAAGGGGGAACGGUAGCUUCUAGUGUUGAGAAAAAGCGAAUGGGCCAACCAGUGGACAUAAUCGGACCCGAUGGAAAUUUACUACCGACCGCUGAAGAUGGACGUGUCUUAGAUCUUUUUGGAAGGGUAAUACCGACAAAUGACGCAGGCUCUCCAGUGAAUUACCGAAACGAGCCUUUGCCAACCGACACUGAUGGAAGAGCAAUUUAUCCAAAGGAUGGCCUGGAUCAACAGCUACCACCAACCGACCCGCACGGAAGACCGGUUUAUCCAGUAAUUGGCCCAGAUGGCGAACUGUUACCGAGAGGUGCUGAUGGAGCAGUUGUUGAUCAGAAUGGACAACCACUGCCAACCAAUCCGGCUGGAAUCCCGGUAGACCGAAGAGGACGACCUCUACCUACCGACCGCACUGGUUCUAUCAUUUAUCCGGCGCAAGGGUUGGACGCUGAGCAGCUUCCUACCGACAGCAGCGGUAAGCCAGUUUACUCAGUGAUUGGACCUGAUGGAAGCUUGCUACCACGAGAUCGAGAAGGCAGAGUUAUCGCUUCAGAUGGCAGGCCACUACCAACGAAUGCUGCUGGUUUCCCGGUAGACGAGCGUGGAAAGCCUUUACCGACCGAUCGAAAUGGUUACGUGAGAUACCACGAAGAAACAAAAAGACCAAGUAAACUAACAUAUACCGUCAUCGGACCGGACGGAGUACCACUGAGGGCAAGCGAGAAUGGUAUUUUGGUUGACCCAGAUGGCGAACCUUUGCCGACGGAUACUUCCGGUUACCCCGUGGAUCGCCGAGGAAGACCGCUGCCACGCGACCGAACUGGCAAUAUUAUUUAUCCAGCCAGCGGUAUUGAUGCGGAACCUCUUCCAACAGAUCGCAGCGGCCGACCAGUUUAUUUGGUUAUUGGGCCUGAUGGUGGUCUCUUACCGCGUAACCAUGACGGAGCUGUAGUGGACAGAAGUGGCCGGCCGAUACCUACAAAUGCAGCCGGUGUUCCUGUUGAUUAUCGCGGAAGGCCACUGCCUGUUGAUCGUAACGGUUAUGUAAUUUAUCCGACGGAAGGUUAUGAACCACAAACAUCGGCAACCGACAGAACCGGAAAGCCAGUAUACACCAUUUUAGGUCCAAAUGGUAAGCCGCUACCGCAAAAUGCUGAUGGAAUGGUAGUUGACCCGUAUGGUAGACCGAUACCGACGGAUUCUAGUGGAUAUCCAACUGAUAAUCAUGGCAAUCCGCUGGCACGAGAUCUUGCCGGUAACGUUAUAUAUCCAAUCGGAGGUUUAGAUGCCGAACCGGUGCCAACCGAUAAAAACGGACGACCUGUAUAUCCAGUGCUUGGGCCGGAUGGUGAGCUGCUACCAACGAAUGACUACGGAGAAGUUGUGGAUCCACGUGGCAGACCGCUGCCAACCAAUGCUGCUGGGGUUCCAGUUGAUCAUCGAGGAAGACUAUUAACAAGAGACCGUUACGGCAACAUCAUUUAUCCAGCUGUUGGUCCAGAUUCUGAGCCUCUUCCAACUGAUCGUAUGGGGAAACCGGUCUAUACGAUUGUUGGACCAGAUGGAGAACCGUUACCAACCGACAAUAGUGGUUCCGUUUUGGAUCCGUGGGGACGGCCGGUUCCAACAAAUAUCGCAGGAGUGCCAGUGGAUCGAAGAGGAAAACCGCUGCCAAGAGAUACUACCGGCAAUGUUAUUUAUCCCGUAACUGUUCAAGAUAUCGAGACACUUCCUACAGACCGGACUGGCCGCCCAGUUUACCCGGUAAUUGGCCCAGACAAUAGACCGCUAUCUCGAAAUGCUGACGGUGUUGUAGUUGCUCCAGACGGCAGGCCAAUACCGACUAACCGUGCCGGAGUUCCUGUAGACGAGGUGGGUCGAGUACUGCCCACAGACGAAACGGGUUCAUUUUUAUAUAAGAAGCAAAGUAUGCCAACAGGUAGCACCGUAAGGCAAUUGUAUCCAGUAAUUGGUCCAGACGGUCAACCACUGCCAACGAAUGCUGAUGGAGCAGUGCUUGAUCCAGACGGGAAACCGAUUCCAACCAAUCAGGAAGGCGUUCUAAUCAACAAUCGCGGCGAGCCGUUACCUCGCGAUCACUACGGUAAUAUUAUCUAUCCUGAUGGUGGAUUAGACGCUGCAGUUCUUCCCACCGAUGCUUAUGGUAAACCAGUUUACCCCGUCAUUGGCCCAAGCGGAGAACUGCUACCUCGUGGUUCUAGUGGAGAAGUGCUGGAUUUAUACGGAAGACCUCUGCCAACAAACAUUGCCGGUGUUCCGAUUGAUCAGCAAGGGCGUCCGCUACUGAAAGAUAAAUCCGGACAAAUGCUGUAUCCAACCGGUGGAAUUUACGGAGAAUUGCUGCCAACAGACAGAACUGGAAAGCGAGUGUAUCCCGUAAUUAGUCCGGAUGGUGAAUUGCUGCCUCAUAACGAAGCUGGUGCCGUGGUUGACCAGUAUGGGAAUCCGAUUCCAACAAAUGAUGACGGCUUCCCGAUUGAUAACCGAGGACGGCCACUGCCUAGAGAUAGAACCGGGGUUGUCCUUUUUCCGGACCACGGUUUGGAUGGUGAGCCACUUCCUACUGAUAGAAUUGGAAAACCAGUUUAUCCGGUAAUUGGUCCUGAUGGAGAACCACUGGCAACAAAUAAAGAUGGGAACGUCGUAGAUCCGCAUGGACGUCCACUGCCUACCAAUGCUGCUGGCGUACCUGUUGACAAGAGAGGUAGACCGCUCCCUAAGGACCACACGGGUACUUUGGUUUAUCCUGCGCGUGGUAUUGAUGGUGAGCCACUACCAACCGACCAAAGCGGGAAACCGGUUUAUCCGAUUGUUGGACCUGAUGGAAAACUGUUGCCACAUGACCGCACUGGAGCAGUUUUAGAUCCGUCCGGUCGACCGGUACCUACGAAUGCUGCCGGUAUUCCGGUUGACAGUAAGGGACGGCCACUGCCGAGAGACCGGGACGGCAAUGUGAUUUAUCCAGCUGGUGGACCCGACGCGUCUCCGCUUCCAACUGAUCGUAGUGGAAGACCAGUGUAUCCGGUGGUUGGGCCGGAUGGCGAACUUUUACCACGAAAUGCUGAUGGUAAUGUUCUUGAUCCCGCAGGAAGACCAAUACCGACAAAUGCCGCCGGGAUUCCAGUGGAUGAUUAUGGAAGGCCAUUGCCAAGAGACCGAGAAGGCAAUGUCGUUUAUCCAGCAAAAGGUUUGGAUACAGAACCGCUUCCUACAGACUUCAGCGGAAAACCUGUUUACCCUGUGAUAGGUCCAGAUGGAAAACUAUUAGGGACUGAUCGAACUGGAGCUGUAGUGGAUUCGCAUGGACGACCGUUACCAACAAACAUUGCAGGAGUUCCUAUAAAUGAAUAUGGUGAACCGCUUCCAACUGACCGUGAGGGAAAUGUGUUGUAUUCGUCUGGUCCAGAAAUAGCUCUCAGCACACGCCCAAGUCUUCUGGUCAUUGGUCCAGAUGGAAAGCCAUUGCCAACAUCCGAGGACGGAAUGGUGAUUGGGCCAGAUGGAAGACUUAUACCAACAAGUAAGACUGGAAUCUUGCUUAAUUACCGUGGACAGCCACUGCCAAAGGAUAAGGACGGUAACAUCAUUUAUCCAGCCAAAGGCCUUCGAGCUGAAAUGCAGCCGACUGAUAAAAGUGGAAGGCCGGUUUACACUGUUAUUGGGCCAAACGGAGAACCGCUGAUGACGAAUGCGGAUGGGGCGGUUGUUGGACCUGAUGGCGGACCGCUUCCAACCAAUGCUGCCGGUUUUCCUGUGAACAACAGAGGUGAAGUGCUUCCCACUGAUCGAAGUGGCAACGUCUUAUAUCCGGCAACCGGCCUUGACAAACAAUUACCUGCGACAGAUAAAAGCGGGAUACCGGUGUAUCCUGUAAUAGGCCCGGAUGGGAAACCACUACCAACAACCGCGGAUGGUGCUGUUGUCGGCCCGGAUGGCCGUAUUUUACCAAUCAACGCAGCUGGAGUGCCAACGAACCAUCGUGGUGAGCAGUUACCUAAAGAUAUGCAUGGCAAUUUCAUUUAUCCGGCAACCGGUCUCGAUGUUGAGCUACCGGCCACUGACGAAACAGGAAAGCCGAUUUACAGCGUUAUCGGUAUGAAUGGUGAACCGCUACCUACUGGUGAGGAUGGAACUAUUAUUGGUCCGAAUGGAUCACCGUUACCGACCAAUGAAGUUGGUGUACCGCUUGAUGAAUAUGGAAAACCACUGCCAACUGAUGACAAAGGAAAUCUGAUCUAUCGGAAAAAAAUCAGACCAACAGACGACCAAGGGCUACCGGUAUAUUCAGUGAUUGGGCCAGACGGUGAAUUACUACCAACCGACGAAUCCGGCAAAGUCAUGGGCCCGGACGGCCAUCCUAUAGCGGUGGAUAGUCAAGGAAGACCUAUUAACAGACAUGGCGAACCACUGCCUACGGACCGCUCUGGAAAUGCCAUUUAUCCGGCCAAGAGUUUUGACGGUGAACUGCUUCCAACUGAUACUAAUGGCCGACCAGUUUAUCCGGUUUUUGGUCCUGACGGUCAAGUUUUGCCAACAGACGAACAAGGUUUGCCAGUUGAUGAGAAAGGGAAGCCUUUGCCUACCAAUGCUGCGGGUAUACCGGUUGAUGAUCAUGGACAGCCGCUACCUACGGAUAUAGGCGGUAACAUAGUGUAUGAGGAAGAAGCAGAGAAGCUUUUGCCAGUGGAUAAGUUUGGCAAGCCGGUGUACCUGGUUAUUGGACCAGACGGAGAACCUCUGCCUACAAAUGAUAACGGCGUCGUUAUAGGUCCAGAUGGUCAACCAAUUCCAACAAAUCAGGCAGGAAUUCCGGUUGAUUAUCGUGGCAGGCCAUUACCGAAGGAUGUUGACGGAAACGUCUUUUAUCCUCAGAGGGGCUUAGAUGUUGAACCGGUUCCAACUGAUUCAAGUGGGCGGCCGGUAUACCCGGUUGUUGGGUCGGAUGGUGAGCUGUUUUCAACAAAUAUUGAUGGUGCAGUUGUGGAUAAGAAGGGGGAAGCAAUACCGACAAAUGCAGCAGGUAUACCUGUUGACAAGAAAGGUAUCCCGUUAUCGACUGAUUCUACCGGGUAUUUCAUUUAUCCGCAUGUAAUCGUCGUGGAGCACCCUACAGACAAAAGUGGAAGACAUGUGUAUGCAGUCAUCGGCCCAGAUGGCGAUCUGCUACCUCAGGGUCAAGAUGGCACAAUCCUGGACCCUGCAGGUAGAACAAUUCCAACUGAUGAAACUGGUCAUCCUGUUGACAGCCGAGGCCGACCUUUGCCAAAGGGUCCUGACGGGAUUAUAAUAUAUCCUGCAAGAGGCGUGGAUGUGGAACCACUGCCUACUGAUAGAAGCGGAAGACCAAUUUAUCCUGUUGUUGGACUGGACGGAGCACCAUUGGAACGAAAUGAAGAGGGCCGACCUGUGGACAGUGAGGGCAGACCGAUUCCGACGAACGCUGCAGGCGUACCGAUUGCUGAUGAUGGUAAGCCAUUGCCGACGGAUGCACAGGGCAAUGCAUUGUAUCAGAUUUCAACAACUCUUGUACCAGGCCGAUUGCGGCGGCCAUUGAUUGGGCCAGACGGAGUGCCCCUGGUCACCGAUAGCGAUGGUUCUGUUUUUGGACUUGAUGGUGAAUUGCUGCCAACUGAUGACAGUGGAUGGCCUCUGGACAAAGAAGGUCGGCCAAUGCCAACUGAUGCUUCUGGCAAUAUUAUCUAUCCGGUUACACUGCCAGAUGGCUCACCGUUGCCAACUGAUAAACACGGAAGACCAGUUUAUCCAGUAAUUGGGCCUAAUGGUCAAAGCUUGCCAACAAACGAGGAUGGUUUAGUUGUUGGACUGGAUGGUAUCCCACUGCCAACCAACGCUGCAGGAAGACCGAUUGGCCAAGAUGCUUCACCGCUUCCAACUGAUGAGUUCGGCCGCAUCAUUCACCUCCCCCCGGAACCACCGCAACCAACACUGGCUACGAACGAAUAUGGGCAUAUCAUUUAUCCGAUUGUUGAUAGCGAUGGGAAACCACUGGAAAAAGACCACAGCGGAGCGUAUGUCACUCGAAAUGGAAUUCCGGUUGAACUAAACGAAAAUUAUCUUCCCAUCGAUCCGGAUGGUAACGUACUACCAACUGACUCCGCGGGCAACUACGUUUUCCCGGAUCUGGAUGCGCUAGGUAAACCGUUACCAACAGAUCGAGCCGGUCGACCAGUGCACCCAGUUAUUGGACUAGAUGGGCAACCUCUUCCGACGGCUCCUGGCGGAGGAGUUGUUGGCCCUGAUGGUCUUCCGCUACCUACUAGCAAAUCGGGAAAACCAAUUGGACCGGACGGCGAGCUGUUACCGACAGAUAAUGAGGGACGUUUUAUCUUCAAGGCAAAAACAGCCGAAGCAGUUGCAACGGAGCUUGUCGGCAUUGUUGAAGGUGAUUCCGGGCGUCUACUACCCACCACUGACGGCGGCUUUUAUGUUCGAGAAGACGGGUCAGUCAUUCCAACCGGACCCGGAGGUGUUCCGAUGGAUGAGCAGGGCCGGGUCUUACCUACUAAUGAACGUGGCGUUUACGUACUAACACCAAGAAUAUUGCCGAAGUUAAAACCGUAUCGCAUCGUUGAUGAACGGAACAGACCGUUGCCUACAGACGAAGCUGGAAACUUUUUGGGUCGUGAUGGGCAGCCAGUAGCCGAAAAUGAAGACGGAAAACCUGUGUCGGCUAAUGGGGUAGUCUUGCCAACCAGUGAAACAGGCUAUUACAUAUUCGAUACAACUCGUCAAAAAUCAGAAGUGCCGGAUCAGAGAGGAAAACCGAAAGUUGUUGAUACCGUAAGAAGACCUUUGCCAACUGAAAAAGAUGGAGGUGUCACUGGUCCUGACGGGCAGCUACUUCCGACUGAUGAAUUCGGACUGCCGCUGGAUUUAGAGGGACAAAUACUUCCAACUGAUACUGAGGGUAAUCUGGUUUUGGAUACUGUUCAAAAGACUGCAUCGACCGUUUCGCAAGGUAUUUAUGGGCCUGCAGGUCAGCUGUUACCUACUGAUGAGGAUGGCCAGUUCGUUUUGGAAGAGGGUCGAAAGAUACCAACAGACAAAAAUGGACGUCCGCUGGGACCGGAUGGAGAAAUUUUGCCAACAGACGAGUACGGUGCCUACAUCUACCCAGUACUACAACCAGAUGGAGAACCAUACCCGACCGAUGCUCGACAUCGGCCUAUAUAUCCAGUCAUUGGCCCUAACGGUGAGCCAUUACCGACAAACAGUGAAGGUUUGGCAGUGGACAUAAAAAGCGGACGACCGCUUCCUACCAAUCGUGCUGGACAACCAUUGGAUGAGGAUGGUUUUGCGCUGCCGACUGAUCCCAUUGGAAAUGCUAUCCUGCUUCCGAAGAAGGAAAACUGCAGCACCCAUGAAGGUGUAAUGGACAUAGUGGUGGCAGUUAACGUAGAAGUCUUGGAUCGCGUAAGCUUCGAUCACGUAAAGAAUGUGAUCCAUUAUUUAGUGGAUAAGUAUUUCAACCUUGCACCGGAUAUGACGCAGUUCGCUGUGAUCAAAUACAGUGGUACCGCCGAAGUACCAGUCACUCUGGGAGGCUACAACGAAAAAGCGGAAUUGUUGCAAGAUUUAAGCCAGAUUGAAGUUGAUCAAUUCAAGGAGCAUUCCAGAUUCAUCGUUGGCGUCAGUGCGGCCAAGCAGCAAUUUGUGUCAUUUGGUAGGGAUGGAGCUGGCAAACUGUUAUUGGUAAUAACCGACGGCCAGGACAUAUAUCCGGACGAUCAUGCUGACGACAAUUUUCCUAUCCUUGUUGUUGGAACUACUGAAUUUGAAGAAGAAAUCAAAGAUCGAACUGAUUCCUACAUUCUUGUUGAUACGUGGAAGGAGCUAGAAGCAGAAACCAUCGCGAAAAUGAUCGAAGAAGAAUGCAGGACUGGGAAAAUUCCAAUACCAACAACCAGAGUACCGCCAAAGUGGAAGGCUGGAGAGUUCGAGCAUCUCGAUGGCUCACCGCUUCCAACUGAUGAACACGGUCGAGUUUUCAGGCCACCAGCCACCCAGCCAACUGUUCUAGCUACUGAUCAAUACGGUCACGUUAUCUACCCAAUUCAGGAUCCAGCUGGAAAGGCGUUGCCCACCAAUGAAGCCGGUUUAGUCGUGAAUCGAUUUGGAGAACCAGUUGAGUUCAACGAUUACGGAAAACCAAUUGGUCCGGACAAGGAUCCGUUACCAACUGACAAAUCCGGUGUGUACAUUUACCCGGCUCUUGAUAACUACGGAAAACCACUACCCACUGAUUCCAACAAACGUCCAGUUUACAAAGCGAUUAACUCACGGGGAGAACCAUUGCCAACAAAUGACAAUGGCAUACCGAUAGGUGCAAGUGGGCUGCCUCUUCCUACAGACUCAUUUGGGCGAUACAUCGACCCACAGGGCUCGCCAUAUCCGUUUGAUACUGAAUAUAAUGUUAUUGUUGAUGUUAGGGAAAAGACAGUACGCCCAACUGACUCCGCUGGAUUCUUUUUAUAUCCCGUUGUCGGGCCAGAUAAAGUACCGCUGUCGACGGAUGUGUCUGGAAGGUACAUCGAUGGUGCGGGACGGCCAGUAGAUCGGGAUGAUAGCGGGAAACCACUUGGUCCAGACGGCGAACCUCUUCCUACGAAUGAAUAUGGUAUGUACGUCUAUCCAAAGCUUGACUACGAUGGAAAGCCUCUGCCAACUGAUUUGAAUAAAAGGCCUAUUUAUCCUGUGGUCAAAUCUGAUGGUGAACUACUACCAACCAAUGAAGAAGGACUACCGAUUGCACUAGAUGGCUCGAUAAUGCCCACUGAUUAUGCUGGGCGACCUCUCUAUACUCCAGGUGGCAAACCACUACCUUCUGAUGAAUAUGGUCGGAUUUACUUCCAGGGGCCCGAUGGAGAAUUACUAGCAACCGAUGAAACCGGAGAAUUUGUGGAUAGCCGAGGAAGACAACUGCCAAUUGAGGUGGACUUCGCGGGCAAACCAAUCGGUGCCAAAAUAGAGCCGGAUCAGAUACCAAGUGGACAAAAACCGGUUGUCAUCGAUUUGUUUGGCAGGCCGUUGCCCACAAAUGAAUAUGGGGACGCGGUAUAUCCGGAUGGGACAGUGAUACCAACCGACAGUUCCGGUCAGCCCAUUGGUCUGGGCGGUUCUGUGAUGCCUGUGGAUCAUCGAGGUCGGUACAUUUCGGAUUACCUACCGGACGCAACAGAUUUGCGGGAGCCGGAUUUGCUUGCUGAAGCGUCAGCAUGUGAUAAAGUAAAAGAAGUGGCAAAUAUCAUCUUUAUGGUAGAAUCCUCGGAUGCAACCAGAUCAAAACUUAACGAAAUCAAGCAUUCGCUGCUUGAUUUCAUCCGGCGUAACAUCGACUGGCAAAUUGCUAAAGUCGGGAUGAUUGCUUAUGGAAGUACCGUGGAUGUGAAUAUGGAUAUCGGCAACUACCGGAGCUACAAGGAUUUGGAAGAUUCAGUCCGAAAUUUACCGUUUAUUGGUGGUGCCUCAUCCGGCGAUGAGCACGCAAUGAGAACCGCGUUGCAGCUGUUCCGUGAAAAAUACGACAGUGAUAAUGGGGAAUUGAUUGUGCACAUCUACAGAACACCUAUAAGCAAAAGUGCGCAGAUACUGGCAAGCCACUUAAGAGUGAACGAGACAAUUUCAAUCAUAUCACUGGGACCAGAUCAGUGGUACCGGUUGAAAGAUGACCGGGAAAUUAAGAAGCUUCGAAGCGAUAUUUGCUUGAUGCUUAUGAAGAGCCAUUUAGCACAAACCAGAAAACCCACUGGAAUCCCGAGAACCACGAAAAAGCCCGCUGAUGUCUUCCCAAAAUUUAUCUUCACUGAUAAAGACUCGGAAAUGAAUGGUGAAGGUAUUCCGAUUCCGACAAAUGUAUUUGGCUAUCCGAUCGACUCAGAUGGAAAUAUUCUGCCAACAGACGAAGACGGCUUCUUCAUUUACGAAGCUGUAGGACCAGAUGGGCAGCUACAUCCAACACGGAUCAUGAAAAAACCAACAGUGAUUGGUUCCUACGGUAAACCGCUACCAACUGUUCUCUACCCGAUCGUUGAUCCGGACGGAAGACUGUUUUCUACUGACAGUUCUGGUGUUUCAUUUGAUUCCUUAGGGAGGCCAAUUGCAUAUAACGAUGAUGGAAUCCCAAUUGGUCCGGAUGGCAGGCCUUUAUCAAAAGAUGAUUUGGGACGUUAUGUCUAUCCUAUUAUUGGCCCUGAUGGUAUACCACUGCCAACAGACGCAAAUAAACGGCCAGUGUAUCCCGUCGUUGGUCCAAAUGGACAACUGUUACCAACGGACGGAAGCGGGCAAGUAGUCGAUUCUUCCGGAAAACCGAUACCCACUGAUAGAAGCGGAAGGCCGGUUGACAUUCGUGGAUCUCCCCUUUUGACGGACAGCAGUGGUCGCUUCAUCUACGAUGAAGAUCAAACAGCAAAGGUGCUGCCAACGGACGAAAGUGUUCAUGUAGUGUACCGAAUAAUUGGGCCAGAUGGAAGCCCGUUACCUACGGAUGAAUCUGGAAAAUCCGUGGAUGCUUUCGGGAACCCAGUACUGCUUGACGGUGCCGGAAAGCCUAUUGCUCCGGAUGGAAAACCUCUUCCGACGGACAACUACGGUAAUUUUGUGUAUCCAGCAACUGGGCCAGAUGGACAGGCAUUACCAACAGAUCGGUACAGGCGGCCGAUUUAUCCAGUUUUGGGGCCAGACGACAAGUUACUGCCAACCAAUGAUGACGGUUUGGUAUUGAAACCGGAUGGAGAUAUGGUACCUACAGAUCGCAGUGGAAGACCGAUAGGUAUCGACGGAUCACCUUUACCAACUGACGCACGAGGUCGAUUCAUUCUAAAAAAAGCUGAAAUUGCAGGAGAAUUGCCAACCGAUGAAAGUGGACAUCUAAUAUAUCCGAUUGUAGGGCCGGAUGGUGAGCCGCUAUCAACUGAUAGUUCGGGUGUAUAUUAUGAUCGUUACGGAAAUGCGGUAAUUUUCGACGAUUUUGGGAAGCCGCUCGGACCGGACGGUGAACCUUUGCCAAUUGAUUCCUCUGGCCAUUACCAUUUCCCAGCUACUGGUCCAGAUGGUAAAGCGCUGCCCACAGAUGAAAACAAAAGGCCAGUUUACCCGAUUAUUGGACCAGAUGGGAAUCUGCUUCCAACGGACGAAAGUGGCUCUCUGAUUGGCCCGGAUGGCAAGCCGAUUUCGACUAAUGAAUAUGGUAAACCAGUGUCUGUUGAUGGGUCACCACUUCCGACUGAUUCGCAGGGUCGGUUUUUGGCUGGUAUUGGGCAGCAGAUCGGAAAAACCCUACCCACAGACGAAUAUGGACACAUAAAGUAUGUAAUAACCAGUCCUGAUGGUGUGUUGCUGGCAACUGAUGAUUCCGGAGCGUUCAUGGAUUCAUUUGGAAGAGUGAUACCUACUGACUAUUCUGGAGUACCUCUAGGCCCUCAGGGUAAAGUGUUACCGACAGACGAGUAUGGUCGAUAUAUCUAUCCAGCUGCAGGACCAAACGGAAAAGUUCUUGUAACUUCAAAAGAACCUACUGUUUCUACCACGGAGGCCACUGCUGUGGUGGCUGUUACUGUUGUACCAACUGACGAGCAAGGAUUCUAUAUUUAUCCAGGACUUGCACCAGACAAGACACCUUUAUCACUUGAUGAGCAGAAAAAACGCCCAAUCACCGUCCUCGAUUCAGCUGGUCGGCCAAUGCCCACAGAUGAAAACGGAAGUGUAACUGGGCCGGAUGGUGGACCAUUACCUACAGACAGUUUCGGACGACCUGUUGCCGCAGAUGGCUCACCACUUCCAACAGAUGAAGAUGGCAAUUUCCUUUUUGCCGGAAGGAAAAUUUUCUAUCCUGUUGUUGGGCCGGAUGGCGAACCGCUGCCAACCGACGAUUCGGGUAGGCCGUUGGAUUCUCGAGGCAAUCCAAUUGCAACGAGUAGCAGCGGAAUGCCUCUCCAUCCAGACGGCAAACCGCUGCCGACCGAUGAUAAUGGUAAUUAUAUAUACCCAGUGAUCGGACUUGAUGGGAAACCGCUUCCAACGGACAAACGUGGAAAACCAAUAUACACUGUUAUUGGAUCAAAUGGUGAGCCACUUCCAACCGAUGUAUCUGGUGCUGCGAUUGGUUUGAAUGGUGAACUGCUUCCAACAGACAGCGCUGGAAGACCGGUAGAUUCUGAAGGGCAUCCGUUACCAACUGAUGAUUAUGGACAUUAUCUCGAGAGGAAACCCAAGAAGUUUGCCCCAACUGAUAGAUAUGGGAGACCGUUAUAUGUAGUUGACCGAAAUGGCGAACCCUUACCAACCGACGAUCAGGGAUCUCCUGUAGACUUUUCUGGCAAGCCUCUUGUAACAAAUAGAGAAGGUGUUCCGUUGGACAGCGCUGGAAGAGCCCUACCAACAAACGGUGAUGGCCACUAUAUUUUCCCGGGAACAAGACGAGACAGUUUGUUGCUCCCCACUGAUUCCAGCGGAAAACCGGUGUAUAGCGUAGUCGGACCUGAUGGAGAACUUCUUUCCACGGAUACGUCUGGUGUUGUUGUUGAUUUGUUCGGAAGACCAAUACCAACCGACAGAACCGGAAGGCCUAUAGACGCGAACGGAACACCGCUUCCAACAGACGGAAACGGCCGGUUUCUGAUUGACAAGGAGAAGCUACAGAAAACUUUACCAACGGAUGUACGAGGAGAAUACAUAAUUCCGAUUAUUGGGGCCGAUGGUGAACCACUGCCAACCGAUCGGGCCGGAAAUGUAGUUGAUCCGUACAGUCGACAAAUCCAAAAAAAUAACCAGGGCCUACCGGUUGAUCGAGAAGGAAAUGUAUUGCCAACAAAUGAAUAUGGUUAUUUCGUUUAUCCAGUGCUAGGACCCGAUGGUAGCCCUCUGCCAACUGACGUGCACCGAAGGCCAGUUUAUACAGUAGUUGCAAAAGGCGACGGUGAACCGUUACCCACGGAUUCAAGGGGAACUGUCGUUGAUUCUAAUGGCCGGCCGAUUCCAACGGAUAAAUCUGGACGGCCACUUGGUCCAAAUGGGUACCCAUUAUCGACUGAUGGUUAUGGCCGAUUUGUCCUGGAUGAAGGGGAAAAAGUCUUACCGAUGGAUGAACAAGGACAAAUGGUCUAUCCAGUGAUCGGCCCAGACGGUGAACCACUUCCAGUCGAUGAAUCUGGACAUCAUAUAGAUGCUUUUGGUAGGCCAGUACCGACAAAUGUCGAGGGCUUACCGGUUGACCAAGAUGGAGUUGUACUGCCGACCACACAUGAAGGAAAUUACAUCUUUCCGGCACUGGGUCCUGAUGGCCGUCUCGUACCAACCGAUCGGAGUGGGAAACCGGUUUAUAAUGCCGUUGGACUGGAUGGUAGGCCGCUGCCAACUGAUAGCCGUACUGGAGUACUUCUCGGACAUGACGGACAUCCAGUACCAACUGACCGAUUUGGAAAACCGAUUGGCUCUGAUGGAUCACCACUUCCUACCGAUGAAUAUGGGCGAUUCCUCAUUAGCAAAGAAAAACUUGAUGCACAUACAUUGCCAACGGAUGAAACUGGACGUGUUCUUUAUCCAGUAAUCGGUCCAGAUGGUAAAAUACUACCAACAGACGAGUCCGGUGCAAGAAUUGAUGAGUUCGGACGACCGGUACCAACAAAUGAAGAGGGACUGCCAGUGGGCAGUGAUGGAAACGUAUUGCCAACUGAUGACCGGGGCUACUUCAUUUAUCCGGCCGUUGGUCCUGACGGCAAACCUCGGCCAACCGAUAAACAUGGAAGACCUGUGUAUGUUGCUCUAGGGCCUGAUAGAGAACCGCUUGCAACUGAUCAAACGACUGGAGAGCUCGUGGGGCCUGACGGAUUGCCGAUACCAACCGAUAAAUAUGGAAGACCCGUUGAUGCCGAAGCAUCCCCCCUACCAACUGAUGAAUACAAGCGAUAUCUUAUCAGUGCGGAAAUAAUCAAAGCCAAGACCUUACCAACUGACGAAACGGAACAAGUAAUGCGCCCAGUAAUCGGACCAGAUGGCGAACUGCUGUCAACUGAUGCAUACGGUGCUGUAGUUGAUUGGUCCGGUAAACCGAUCCCAACAAAUGAAUAUGGUUUUCCGGUUGAUAGCUAUGGAAAUGUGCUGCCAACGAGUGAUGACGGAUAUUUCAUGCAUCCUGUUAUCGGUCCUGACGGCCGGUUGCUGCCCACUGACAGGCAAGGAAAACCAAUAUAUCCAGUGGUUGGUCCUGACGGCAGAUAUUUGCCCACAGAUAAAAUAUCAGGAAUUGUUUUACAUCCUGAUGGAAAACCCGUGCCAACUGACAAGUCAGGCAGACCCGUGGACAGUUAUGGAAGGCUAUUACCCACUGAUGUAUAUGGUCGUUACAUCAUUCGCAAAGCAAAGCUAAGGCCUGAAGUCUUGCCAACCGAUGGAUCUGGACAUAUUAUCUACCCUGUUAUUGGCCCGUAUGGCGAACCCAUGCCUACAGAUGCAUCCGGUGCGAUGAUCGAUAAAUUUGGUCGACCAAUACCGACCAGUGAAGAUGGUUUACCUCUUGAUGGUGAUAGAAAAGUUCUACCUACGGAUGAUAGUGGGUACUUUGUAUAUCCGGCUAUUGGCUCAGAUGGUAGUCCACUUCCGACCGACGAAAAUGGAGUACCAGUGUACUUUGCAAUCGGGCCCGACAGCGAACCACAACCAACGAUUCAGAGAACAAAAGUUCUCUUAGGAUAUGAUGGUAGGCCAGUACCAACUGACGGAUCAGGUAGACCCGUUGACGCUUAUGGAAAACCACUUCCCACAGAUGAAUAUGGCCGACACAUAAUCCACAAAGAGAAGAUGAAGCCAGAAAUCUUGCCAACCGAUAAUUCUGGGCGUAUAAUUUACCCCAUUAUCGAUGCUAACGGCGAACCAUUGUUAACUGAUGCCACCGGUCGGAAGAUCGACAAAUUUGGACGCCCAGUACCCACAGAUGAAAACGGGCAUCCGGUUGACACCAGUGGCAAUGUUUUACCAACAGAUAGUGAUGGUUACUACUUGUAUCCAGCUCUUGGUCCAGAUGGUAGCCCACUUCCAACAAGUGAAAGCGGAAAACCGGUGUACAUUGCGGUUGGACCAGAUGGCAAAUUGUUACCUGUGGAUAGGAAAACAGGAAUGAUUUGGGGUCCUAAUGGAGAACCACUGCCAACCGACCAGUAUGGGAAACCAGUAGGAGCCGAUGGAUCUCCACUUCCAACUGAUGAUCGUGGGCGGUUUGUAAUUGGACGGAAAAGAAUCAAGGAGAUGUUACCAACUGACGAAACAGGUCGUGUUCUAUAUCCAGUUAUUGGUCCGGACAGUAAGCUGCUGGCAACUGACAGUGCUGGUGCAUAUAUUGACAGGUUUGGAAGACCCGUUCCUACGAACGAAGUUGGAGUUCCGAUUGAUUUCGACGGGAACGCCUUAUCAGCAAACGAUGAUGGCUAUUUCAUUCAACCGGCUGUUGACUGGGACGGCAGACCUUUGCCAACGGAUACUAGUGGUAAACCGGUAUACAAGGUAGUAGGACCGGAUGGUAAAUUGCUUCCGACUGACAACACCGGUGUAGUUAUGGAUCACAGAGGAAAACCGCUGCCUACUGAUAACUACGGUAGACCAAUAGACAGCAGUGGUAAACCGAUGCCAACAGAUAGCCGUGGUCGUUAUCUAAUGGGCCGGAUAGCAGCUCCAAGACCAACCGGUGAUAGCAGGCAUGUCAUUUAUCAAAUAAUUGGUCCAUAUGGAGAGCCACUACCAACAGAUAGUUCCGGCAAACAUCUCGACAGUUUCGGGCAUCCGAUUCCAACCAGCCAGUCCGGUUUGCCGGUUGACAGCGAGGGUCGAGUGUUACCAACAGAUGAAAACGGUAAUUACUUGUAUCCUGCAGUAGACGUCGACGGAAAACGAUUACCUACCGAUGUACACCUGCGGCCAGUUUAUACUGUUUUGGAUCCAGAUGGAGAGCCUUUGCCAACGGAUGAUUCAGGUUUAGUGGUAGAUCUUGAUGGUAGACCAAUUCCAACGGACACUUACGGUCGACCCAUUGAUAGUGAAGGUGCUCCACUGCCCAAAGACGAUCAGGGCCGUUACAUGUUGGGCGAAGACGAGAUUCUUAUGCGAGUGCUACCAACUGAUGAAACCGGACGUAUUCUGUAUGCAGUUGUUGGGUCGGAUGGCCACUUACUUCCAACUGAUAGUUCCGGAACAAGUAUUGAUAAACUCGGAAAAUCCAUUCCGACAAACGAUGCCGGUCUGCCUGUCGAUUACCGUGGAAGAGUGUUUCCUACGGAUGAUAAAGGCCGCUACAUAUUUACAGAGGUUGGACCAGAUGGAAUCCCGCUAGCUACUGAUAUCAACCGACGACCAGUCUACACCGUAAUUGAUUCAAAAGGCCGUGUUCUGCCAACCGAUGAAACCGGUGCAGUGGUGCGACGCAACGGUCAGCCAAUUCCAACAGACGAUGCUGGGGUUCCAGUCAGUCGCGAAGGAAGGCCAUUACCAACCGAUUAUUAUGGGAGAUAUGUAGCAGACAAGAAAUUGGCAGAACUUGCAACCGAUGCUUCCGGUCGUGUGGUUUAUCCAGUAGCGGGAGCGGAUGGUCAGUUGUUAGCGACUGAUAGCUCUGGUGCUCACGUCGAUACGUUUGGACGUCUAGUGCCAACAAACGAUGAAGGAUUUCCUGUUGACCAACAAGGACAAGUUCUACCAACCGAUAAAGCCGGCUACUACAUACAUGCAGAAGUUGGUCCAGAUGGUAGUCCACUACCAACAGAUGUACAAAAACGGCCGGUAUACCAUGUAAUAGGACCGGAUGGAGAAUUGCUACCAACUAGUGAAACUGGUGCAGUUGUUGGCCCGGACGGUAAACCGGUUCCAACAGAUAGUUCUGGGAAACCAGUCGGCCCCAGUGGGUCACCCCUGCCGACCGAUGUUCGAGGCCGCUUCAUAAUUGCUGGUCGCCAAAAAAUAACAGAAGUUCUACCAACUGACGAAAGUGGCCACCCGCUAUAUCUUGUUGUAGAUCCCCGUGGAAAACUAUUACCAACCAAUCAGUACGGUAGCUAUGUGAGUCCAAAUGGACGGCCAAUAGAAACUGAUGGUGAAGGACAACCUCUUGGACCAGAUGGUCUGGUUCUGCCAAAGGACAGUGAAAAUCGUUACGUUUAUCCGAUUAGUGUACAUCUUUCGGCAACUGAUGAUACUGGAAAACCGGUUUAUCCGGUAAUUGGGCCCGACAGACAACUCCUGCCAACCGACUGGUCAGGUGCACGUAUUCUUCCAGAUGGUCGAGCGAUACCAACAGAUUCUAAUGGUUUGCCACUGAGCAGCGAAGAUGGUUCAGUGCUUCCAACAGAUUCCAGUGGACGUUACCACCUAACGAAAGAAACCAUUAUUGGUAAAGUGCUGCCGACAGACGAAGAUGGCUUUUUCGUAUAUCCGUUCAUAAGACCUGAUCCAGAAACUGUUUCAGCCCCCUACAUACCAACAACUACUGGACCUUCCUCGUUCUUGAUUCUGCUUCCGAAUGGUCGUCCUCUACCAACUGAUAGCACUGGUGCAUACAUUGAUGACAGCGGACGGCGCGUAGUUCAUAUCGACAAAAAUGGACGUCCGGUGAUCACUGCCGAUGGAAGACCACUUCAGAAAAUGGCAGAUGGUAACUACCUGUAUCCUUAUGAAACCACGACCACACGAAGAGGAAGGCCAGGUUUCGUAAUUGUUAACAAAGACGGAAGACCACUCCCUACCGAUUAUUCGGAACAGUACCUGGACCCAUAUGGUUACCCGAUACGUACGGAUAACAGUGGUGUACCAGUUGACAGAAGCGGAAAGCCGCUGGCAAAGGACGAACGUGGCAGUUAUGUGUGGACGAUGGACGAAUCAACAACGCAAGGGCGACUCUACCCAACGAUAUCUCCAAGACUUAGUCAAUCACCGUACUGCACUGUGAAUGCGAAUGCCGAUUUGUUGCUGGUUUUGGAUGCUUCAAGCAAUGUUAAAGUUGUGGAUUACCGCGUCAUGAAAGAAUUUAUCGAGAAUUUCUUGCUUAAACAUGUUAAUUUACAUCGCAAUUUUAUAAGAGUCGGAGUCAUCAAAUACGGCGAUAAGGUGCAAAUCCCUGUAUCAUUGGGUGAUUACAACAGUCCAGCUCAACUUCUAUCGAAAAUUAGUGAAACGAGACGGAUGCGUGGGCCUGCUCAUCUUGGUGAUGCUUUACGCGAUGCUUCCGGAGAAUUCCUGAUUUCUGGUGCAAAGGAUGUGCCGCGAAUCGUAAUGAUAUUCUCAAAUGGUCGAUCCAGGUACCAUAGUGCUUCAAGUUAA
Gongylonema pulchrum is the source of this 19956-nucleotide messenger RNA. Lineage: Eukaryota; Metazoa; Nematoda; Chromadorea; Rhabditida; Gongylonematidae. The record is from the annotation of a GenBank genome assembly.